Molecule: messenger RNA, 2493 nt
Organism: Theobroma umbraticum
Lineage: Eukaryota; Viridiplantae; Streptophyta; Magnoliopsida; Malvales; Malvaceae
Product: arogenate dehydrogenase 1, chloroplastic-like
Biological process (GO): L-tyrosine biosynthetic process
Molecular function (GO): NAD+ binding; prephenate dehydrogenase (NADP+) activity; arogenate dehydrogenase (NADP+) activity
Source: RefSeq, a predicted model, not a curated record
UCGUCCUGUUCGAGACGUGAGAUAGAAGCACUUUAUAUCAUAUUCUUAACAAUAAUAAUGAAAAAAAAAAAAACCAUAUGAUCUUUGAUCGGAUCCUGAGAGGAGAUGAAGGAUUUAUUUAAGAACCUAGCAACAGAGCGGUGCCCAAUUUUCCAUCUUCUCCGUAACCAAACUCCCUCUCUCUCGGUCUCUGUCUCUCUCUUUGAGUCACUCUGCUUAACCCAAAAAUUAAAAUGGCUAUGCCAUCACUUUCCUUCCUCCACCAAUCGCCUCCAAAACCUUCACAUGUCUAUUUCUCUAACCCAUCUCCGCCACUUUUCCUUCAGUCUCCUUUUGUUAACAUGAGGACACCCCUCUCUGUACAUUCCUCCAAAGCACUGCAAAUCAGGUCUUCCUUCUCCUCAACAUCGAUUUCCGAACCUACUGAAGACCCUGUCAAGCUUGCUUUUUCUGUUAAUUCAACCCUUAAAAUUGCCAUCAUAGGCUUUGGAAACUACGGCCAACACCUGGCCAAGACUCUGGUAGCUCAAGGCCACACUGUUUUAGGCUCCUCGAGAUCCGACCAUUCGCACAUUGCUCAAGAGCUUGGAGUCUCCUUCUUUCUAAACCCCAAUGACCUUUGCGAACAACACCCUGAUGUCAUCCUCCUCUGUACUUCGAUUAUCUCCACCGAACAAGUCUUGAAAUCUCUUCCUCUACAAAGACUGAAGCGGUCCACCUUGUUUGUCGAUGUCCUAUCCGUCAAAGAGUUCGCCAAGAACCUCCUCCUCGACGUCUUGCCUCCUGAUUUCGACAUCAUUUGUUCCCACCCCAUGUUCGGACCACAAAGUUCCAAACAAAGCUGGGAAAACCUCUUCUUUAUGUACGAAAAGGUCAGAAUUGGGAACGAAUCCUCCAGGGUCCAAAGAUGCAACGAUUUUCUAGCAAUAUUUGAAAGAGAGGGAUGUAAAAUGGUGGAAAUGAGAUGUCAAGAGCACGACAAGUUGGCAGCCGGGUCACAGUUUAUGACUCACACGGUAGGCAGGGUUUUGGACAUGUUGGGGCUGGAGUCAACGCCGAUUAAUACAAAGGGUUAUGAAACUUUGUUGGAACUGGUGGAGAAUACUCGAGGGGACAGCUUUGAUCUCUACUACGGGCUUUUUUUGUAUAAUAAGAGUGCUUUGGAGAUGCUUGAGAAGUUGGAUUUAGGUUUUGAUGAGUUGCGGAAUGAGCUCUCAGGGAGAUUGCACGAUGUAGUGAAAAAGCAAUUGUUCCGGAAUGCAGUGAGGGGAAAGAGUCUGCCAGAUAAAAGUUACCAAAAUGGUGCUGCAAUGCCGUCGAUCUUAAACUCCCUGAGAUCUCAAGAUGUGAUUCAACCAUAUGAAUACGACGAGAAGAUCUCUGAAAGCAUUGAUGAUAGUUCGAAGCUGAAGAUUGCAAUAGUCGGGUUUGGAAACUUUGGUCAGUUCCUUGCAAAAGCCUUUGUUCGACAAGGCCACUCAGUUUUAGCCUAUUCUAGAACAGACUACUCUACUGUGGCUCAGAAAUUGGGAGUUUCUUUCUUCUCUGACGCUGAUGAUCUCUGUGAAGAGCACCCAGAUGUUAUUCUUUUAUGUACUUCGAUUCUUUCCACUGAAAAAGUUCUCAACUCAUUGCCGCUUCAGAGAUUGAAGAGAAGCACCCUAUUUGUCGAUGUACUAUCAGUGAAAGAGUUUCCAAGGAACUUGUUUCUUCAAAAUUUACCCUCGGAUUUUGAUAUUCUAUGCACACAUCCCAUGUUUGGACCCGAAAGUGGUAAAAAUGGAUGGAAAGGUCUUGCUUUCGUUUUUGAUAAAGUGAGGGUCGGAAGUGAUGAAAAAAGGGUAGCAAGGUGCAAUACAUUCCUCAACGUUUUUGCUCGAGAAGGAUGCCGGAUGGUGGAGAUGUCCUGUGCAGAACAUGAUUGGCAUGCAGCAGGGUCACAGUUUAUUACACACACGAUGGGAAGAGUUUUGGAGAAGUUAAAGUUAGAGUCCACACCAAUUAACACUAAAGGGUAUGAAACUUUGUUGAAUUUGGUGGAGAACACCGCUGGGGAUAGUUUUGAUCUUUAUUAUGGGCUUUUUAUGUACAAUGUAAACGCCAUGGAACAACUAGAGAAGUUAGAUUUGGCUUUUGAGUCAUUGAAGAAGCAGCUUUUUGGUAGAUUACAUGGUCUCUUUCAGAGGCAAUUGGUUGGAAGUGCCGAUGAGAAGCUUCAAGUACUUGAGAAAGGAAAGGGUAAAGUUUUUCCUGAGAAAUCAGUUGUGCCAUAUGGGGCCGCAAUGCCCACAUCUCCCAAAGAGAAAUUCCACGUUUUAUGGGAGAAUUCAGUACUGCAGGCAUCCCCUGAAAAUAGGCUUGAAGUUGUGGAGGAGAAGUCUGUUAGGAGAAACGGUGCUGCCCUUGCAACUUCGCCAGAAAGUGUCAGUUAGAAUCAAUUAAACUGUGUUGUUCUCCAAUUCGUAAAUAGUAUGGCAGCUGCUUAAAUUCUUA